Molecule: messenger RNA, 3070 nt
Organism: Pimephales promelas (fathead minnow)
Lineage: Eukaryota; Metazoa; Chordata; Actinopteri; Cypriniformes; Leuciscidae
Product: calcium-activated chloride channel regulator 4
Cellular component (GO): plasma membrane
Source: RefSeq, a predicted model, not a curated record
UGAUUUGACGUUGUUCAAAACAGGUUCGGGAGUUUCUGUUCAUCUAUAGGCUACUCUACAGCUAUGGACUCAAGAACGGUGUUUGUGUUAUUAUGGACGUUGCUGUCGUCCACCUCCACUGGAAUCCAACUAGAUGGAAAUGGUUAUGUUGACAUUAUCAUUGCGAUCAGUUCAAAAGUGCCAGAGGAUAAGACGCUCAUUGAUAAAAUAAAGGACAUGGUCACUGAAGGGUCGUUUCAUCUUCAUCAAGCACUGGAUAAAAAAGUCUAUUUUAAAGAAGCUACGAUACUGGUCCCAUCUCACUGGAAUAGUAAGGAAUUUACCAGAGCAAGAACAGAGUCCUUUGAAAAGGCCAAAAUAAUAAUCGAUUACGCUGCUUCAGUGGAGCCAUAUACUCAUCAGUAUGGUGAAUGUGGAGAAGAGGGAAAGUACAUUCAUUUCACUCCAAACUUCCUCCUAAAUGACAGUGUCGUUCAGACUUACGGAUCAAGAGGAAGGGUCUUUGUGCAUGAAUGGGCUCAUCUGAGAUGGGGUGUUUUUGAUGAAUAUAGUGAAACACAGCCAUUCUACCACUCUAAAGGCCGUAUUGAAGCUACAAGGUGUACCAAAAGCAUUGAAGGACUGUAUUAUGUACCUACUCCUGAUGGAUCUCUUCAACUAUGUCGCAUUGAUCCACAAACUUCCUUACCUGCCGACGGGUGCAAGUUUUUUCCAAACGCAGAUCAAAACACAGACAGCUCCAUAAUGUACCAACCAAGCCUUGAUUCUGUGAUCACUUUUUGCCAAGAAAACGAUCACAAUGAUGAAGCCCCUAACCUGCAAAAUCAAAAAUGUGACAAAUCGACAUGGACUGUUAUAUUUAAGGAUUCUGUGGAUAAAGCCGCUCUUCGUUCUCUGAAACCAAUGCCGUCCUCUCCACCAGCGCCAUCUUUCAAAAUUGUGCAGCGAAUGCAACGGGUUAUUUGUCUCGUCCUUGAUGUCUCAGGAAGCAUGAACACAGAAUCCAGAAUCCUUCGACUACAGCAGGCUGCCACAUUUUUACUGCGUGACAUCAUUGAGGAACAAGCCAGUGUUGGAAUUGUGUCCUUUAGUGAUGAUGCUUCAACUCUGAGCCCCUUGACUACUAUUGGCAAUGACUCCACACGAGAGGAACUCAUCAAACUGUUGCCAAAAACAGCAGGUGGAGGCACGUACGUGUGUAAAGGCCUCACGCUAGGCUUACAGGUACUUGCAAAAGACAAUUUGGAUGUAUUAGGAGAUGAAAUCAUAUUUCUGACGGACGGUGAGGCGUCAGACAACAUUAAUGAUUGUAGUAAGACGGCAAUAAACAGUGGCGCCAUUAUACACACAAUAGCUUUGAGUGAAAACGCAGAUAUUGCACUGUGGGAAAUGGCAAAUCAAACUGAGGGGAAAUUUAUCUAUGUCGGUGAUGACGUCACCUCCAACCAGUUAAUGGAUGCGUUUGCUUCCCUUACAUUAUCAACUGGAGAUUACACAAAAGAACCAGUUCAGCUAGAGAGUGUUGGAAAAACAACAUCAGACUGGUUCAAUGGGACAGUAACAGUGGAUCAAACUGUUGGUAACAAAACCAGCUUUGUAAUAAUCUAUGAAAAAAGUGUUCCUAUCAUUUCCAUUCAGUCACCAAGUGGCUCAAUCUACAGUGAGACAGAAAUGAGUCAUGAAGAAUCUCUAAAAACAGUCUCCUUAAAACUUCCAGGAACUGCAGAGAUUGGGGACUGGAAGUACAGCAUCCAAAGUCCAACACUUCAGUCUCUGACUAUAACAGUAACAAGUCAAGCGGCGCGUGCUGAUGUUCCCCCUAUUAUGGUCAAAACCCACAUGAACCAGCAGUUAAGUGACGGCACUAAACCCAUGAUAGUGUUUGCUGAGGUCAGUCAGAAUUACAAGCCUAUAAUAAAGGCUGAAGUGUGGGCUACGCUGGAGUCUGAAACUGGGUCUACACAAACAUUACAACUCCUGGACAAUGGAGCAGGAGCAGAUGCUUUCAAAGAUGAUGGCGUCUAUUCCAGAUAUUUCACACAGAUGACAAAUGGGAGAAGCAGCUUGAAAGUGAGAGUGAAGAAUCAAGAUGGACAAGCCAGAUUUAGUCCGCUAAAAAGGGGUGGUGCCCCAUACGUACCUGGAUACGUGGUAAACGGUGUGGUGGAGCUGAACCCUCCAAAGCCUCCAGUUUCUGAGGAACCACUUGAGGUCGGAAGCUUUACCAGAACAGCCACUGGAGAGAGUUUUACAGUGGAUUUAUCAGGCUCACCCCCACCAAACUUCCCACCUAACAAAAUCACAGAUCUGAGUGCUGAGAUCCAGGAGGACUCUGUGCUUCUCAGCUGGACGGCUCCUGGUGAGGACCUCGACCAAGGGACAGCGAAAUCCUAUGAGAUCAGGUGGAGCUAUGACCUUCAAAUGCUUCGAGAAAGCUUCAGCAAUGGUCAUGCAGUCAACACAACUGCCGUCUCACCGCACGAGGCUGGAUCAAUUGAACAGCACUCAUUCAAUUUCAGUUUCACAAUCCAAAAUGGCACCACACUCUUUUUUGCUGUUCAGUCUGAGGACAAAGAAGAAGCGAAAUCUGAAACCUCCAAUAUUGCUCAAUCUUCAAAAAUCCUCCUUGAUCCAAAACCGCAAGGAAUAUCAAACCCAGGCAUGAAUUUGACAGUUCUUGUCAUUUCUUUGUGUGUGGUCACUAUGGUCAUAUGCUUUGUUGCUGCUUUAACCACAUGGGCAGUGAGGCGCAGAAAACACCAUGGUUAAAGCAUUAUCUGGAAUUAACAAUUUGAACAAAUUGCAAACAAUCAAAAUCAAUCCUUAUGUGUAAAUUGAACAUAACCAUGUGCAUCCAACAUGAAUAGUUCUUAAAACAAUCAUCUCUAUCAAACAGACUUUCUAAUUAUCUGAAUAUUUUUCCAUACAUUUAUUGCUAUCUCAUUUUGAAUUCUCAUUUAGUUUUCGCAUAUAUAGCUUCAUCUUCCUCUGAAAUGUGAGCACCUUUAAAUACAAAUGAACAAAAACAUUUAUUUACAAUAAAAGGCAUUAAACAUGAUUAUUUAAAGCA